AACUAUAUACGGAUACAAACCCGAGCUAAGUUGCCUUGUCAGCUGUGUACAGUGUGGUCAACAAGUGUGAACAAGCUAGUCCUUCACAGCUAUGUCUAAACUUCAAUAUGGCCCAAUCACUGUUCACAUGAAAGAAAAACGUGGCGGCAGGAUAGAAUUUGAAUUCACUAACAACGAGAGUAAAAACCUCUACCUCCUAAACUACCAUACCCCAUUGGAAGGAAUAAGGUCCUGCUACUUGAGCGUCAAGCACAAGGCGUCCGGAGAGAAGCAGAAAUACAAUGGGAUUAUUGCGAAAAGGCCUCCACCAACAAAAGGCUCUCACUGCAUGCUCCUCAAACCAGGAGAGUCACGCAGUACCACCGUUAACCUCACUGAUGCAUACACCUUCCCUCAUAGCGGGGAAUACACGAUUGAGUACACUAGACCACUAGUAUACUUCACUGAAGAUGAUAUGAAGAAACACAGUGAGGAUUCUCCUUUGCCUUACCACCCCAAGCAACAUGAGUUCCUUCCUUUGACCGAUCCUUUGACAAUUUACAUGGGAGCAACUCCUCAUAAACCAAGAGAUGAAGAGCCCAAAAGAGCCCCAGUGGAUAAUGUAGUAGUAGUUAAUGGGUCUGGUGAUCAGGAAAAAGUCAUAAGAGAUCUCCACAGGGAAAUGGUCACCAUUGGUUAUCCAAUGGUCAUAAGAGCUGUGAAAAAGAAUUCAAAGUUAUACAAGACAUGGUUUGGUGAUGAAUCUUACCAAAGUCACGUUUUAAGUGUCUAUGAGAAAUGCUACCAUCAUCUAAGCAAUGACGUUUGCAAGUAUCAGUUUGGAGGCUCAGACUGCACUGGGAACGACUUUGCUUACACGAUUCAAGGAACUCAUAAAGUCUUCCUCUGUGGCCUCUUCAAAAAGGCUAGCACGAAAUCACGAUUCUCUGGCGAUGACAGCAAGCAACAGACGCUGGUUCACGAAUGGUCGCAUGCUUUUGGAUUUACAGACGAUGAUGGUGGUCAUGGCUAUGGAUCACAUACUGGUCAAGAACUGGCUAAACACCAUCCAGGCAUUGCUACUCACAAUGCUGAUAACUAUGGAUACUUCUACUGCGAUGUCAUGCUGGAACACCAUCAGAACUAAACGUACUGCUAGUGUGAUUUCACUGAUUUAUAUUAAACUUGAUUUUCUUAGUAUGAUGAUGUGCUACAUGUGUUACAAUAAUCAUUGUUUAUAUUGA
Amphimedon queenslandica is the source of this 1223-nucleotide messenger RNA. Its product is annotated as extracellular protease-like. Bases 92 to 1126 code for a protein of 344 amino acids. Lineage: Eukaryota; Metazoa; Porifera; Demospongiae; Haplosclerida; Niphatidae. The record is from RefSeq and is a predicted model, not a curated record. Gene Ontology annotation, molecular function: metalloendopeptidase activity. The transcript is spliced from 2 exons.